AUGUCUGCUGAUUCGAGUGCUGAACCGUCUGCUGCUGGUUCAUCGGGUUCUAACGAGAGCCCUACAAAGAUUGAGCCGAUACGGAUGCCAACCGUCGAGGAGAUGAGAGCCCAAGAGGUUUGGAACAACUGCGCUGUCAAAAGUGUAGCUAGUGGCGUCAUGGGAGGAGGGCUUGGGUUGAUGAUGGGUUUGUUCUUGGGAGCGUUGGAUAAUCCUAUAAUGCAUGAUACGAUGACUGGUAGGCAGCAGUUUGUGUACACAGCUAAACAAAUGGGGCAAAGGAGUUGGAGUUCUUGCAAGACUUUUGCGGUUAUGGGUUUGGUUUACUCUGCUGCUGAAUGCAUUGUCGAGAAGGCAAGAGCGAAGCAUGAUAUAGUAAACACUGCUGUUGCUGGAUGUGUGACCGGUGGUAUAAUGUCUGCACGAGGUGGGCCAAAAGCUGCGUGUAUAGGUUGUGCUGGCUUUGCAACUUUCUCUGUACUGAUAGAGAAGUUCUUCGAUAGGCAUACAUAA
Molecule: messenger RNA, 513 nt
Organism: Eruca vesicaria subsp. sativa (arugula)
Lineage: Eukaryota; Viridiplantae; Streptophyta; Magnoliopsida; Brassicales; Brassicaceae
Source: the annotation of a GenBank genome assembly